AUGACUGUUGAUUCUACCGAAAAUAUCAACAAUAAUGGCAAUAACAACAACUACUCAACGUCUCCACCACUUUCUCCAACUUCAGCAGUUUCUUUUCAUUGCAAUUCACAUUCCGAUUCAGAUAACCCUCCUAAAAGUAAUAUCGCUACUAAAAAAAGAUCGGUAACUCCAACAAUAUUGUUAAAUCAAUUAUUGGGAAAUGGUGAUAAACCAUUCUUUAAGGUGGAUCGAGGAGAAGAAGAAUUAAUAACAGUGAAGCAUGAAAAAGAAAGUACCCAAAAUCCCCAGAAAAAAAUGGUCCCUGAAAAAUCGAAUGAUGAUGCCAAAAUAAAUGGUACAUCCGUCAAUUUUGAAACAACAGUGAAGCCAACAAUAGCUUCUCACAAAAAUAAUAUUGACGAUACAAAAGAAAACCGAAAAGAAUUUCUUUAUCAUACGAGACGUUUAAGUACUGGUAGAGAGGUUAUGACGCUCCCACCAGAAUUACAAAACGAAAUUAAUAAAUUUUCAAUCGAUGGAUUUGCAAGAAAGUAUUUUGUAACUCAUAAGAAAGGAAUAUUUCGAAGAAGAGUCCCAGUUGAGAAAAUGUUGUUAUUUCAAAAAGAUUCAAUCAGACAACCUUUACUUCCUCUAAAUGAAAAUAUUCAAAAAGAUGCAAUAAAAUGCUUUAAAGUUAUUCGAUAUAUUAUGGGUGAUAGAUCAAGAGGCCGUCUAAAUCUUAAUAAUAAUAUCAGCACUAUUAACAAUAAUAUUAACGGCGAUAUUAGUAGUGGUCCUCAUAGUAAACAGAAUCAACUACUAAGUAUUCAAUGGUUGUUGGAUCGAGGCAUUUUUCUUGGUGAAUUGAGAGAUGAAAUCUAUGUGCAAAUUUAUAAACAAUUAAACAAUAAUCCAAGCAGUGUAAGCAUUAAAAAAGGUUGGGAAUUAUUAUGUGUCAUCACGAUAACUUUUCCGCCAUCAAAAAAUCUAGAGAGCCAUUUGAUGAGAUUUAUUAGUGACAAUCUCAAUAAAAAAGAAAAUCAGAUCGAUGUUUACAGUAAACAUGUUUAUAAUCGAUUGACAAGAAUAUGUAAAAAAGGUCCAAGAGGAAAAGUUUUGACCUUGGGUGAAAUAGAAAGAGCAAUGGUUGCACCUUUUAAUCCAUCAGUGUUUGGUGAAACUUUGGAAUUUAUAAUGGAUCUUCAGUCUCAAACUUUACCAACUCUUAAAAUCCCAAGAAUUUUACCAUUUCUUGCUGAUUCGAUACUGGAUUUAAGGGGUCAAUCUAUUGAAGGAAUAUUUAGAGUACCCGGUGAUGCUGAUUAUGUAACUGAAUUGAAAUUAAGGAUUGAAAAGAAUAAAUAUGAUAUAGCCGGAAUAACAGAUCCACAUGUCCCUGCUUCAUUAUUAAAAUUCUGGUUAAGAGAAUUGGCUGAACCUUUAAUACCAAACGAUUUUUAUGAAAGAUGUAUAAAUAAUUCUGAAGAUGCGGUUCAAACCAUAGAAAUAAUUAAACAAUUACCCGAGAUUAAUCGUAAAAUUGUCAUUUUUAUCGUCAAUUUUCUACAGUUAUUUGCAGAGCCAGAAGUUUGUAAAAUUACAAAAAUGCAUGUAAGCAAUCUUGCAAUGAUUUUUGCACCAAAUUUCUUGAGAUGUCCAUCUGAUCAUUUAGGAGUGAUACUAAAGAACACAAAAUACGAGCAAACAUUUAUGAGAACUUUAAUAUUAAAUUUAAAAAAUGAUCAUAUCGAUCACGGUACUAGUAAUGGUGUUGAUAACAACAAUAAUAGUAAUGUUAACGGUCACACAAAUAACAUUGAUGUUGAUGAUAGUGAAGGUGCCGGUGGGUUAGAUAUUUUAAAAAAUUAUAAAAACCUAAUUAAAAAUAAUAAAAUUCAACAACAACAACAACCUUCAUAUUUGCAAGAAGGUACCGUUAGUGGUGGAAAACAUCAAUUAAGUUGA
Messenger RNA from Entrophospora sp. SA101, 1944 nucleotides. NCBI's taxonomy places the organism in Eukaryota, Fungi, Glomeromycota, Glomeromycetes, Entrophosporales, Entrophosporaceae. The record is from the annotation of a GenBank genome assembly.